AUGUCACGAUACGGUUGGUCCACUGGGCGGGAACGGGGCGCUCUCUCUCCGUUUAGCUCGACUCUCGGCGACGGUUCAGGCGGAGUUCCUGCGGUCACGGACGAUGACUUCAGCUACAUUACCUCCGAGGACCUGGAGAAUCAUGGCAUGGAACCACCAAGCUCGCGUUGCUAUUCAGACCGUGACCGCCGCGAACCUCGCACCGGAGGCAGCCAAUUUUCCAGAACUGGCGGCGCGCCAGCAUUGGUCAUUGACGAUGAUGACAUCCUCCUCAUCAAGAACAAGGGGGCUACCUACCCAGAGCAUUUCCCCGCCUAUUCAAUUGGAGACGGACAGCUGCUCGUCGGCGACAUCCGUGAACGUGUCCAGCUAAUUAUGAAGUUGUCGGACAAGCGGGCCAAAAGAGUCAAGCUGCUCUAUAAAGGCCGACAACUGAAGGAUGAAAACGAGCCAGUCUGCAAGUACGGCGUCAAGAACAACAGCGAGAUCAUGGUUGUUCUGCCGGACCCCAGUGUUGAUGACGAGAGCAGUGACGAGUCUAGUGAGGAGAUUGUCGUGGUAGGGAAGGGCGAUGACGAGAGCAGCCGAUCCUCCCGGAAGACGAAGACAAAGAAACGACGAGACAGGAAGAAGGAAAAGGGGCGUGGCAGCACAAGCCCGCGUGACAGCAACAACGGCGCCAGCCUGGACAUUCCUGUUGACGACAAGCGAAGAGAGACUACGAGUGGAAGGCAAUCGCCUGCUUCCGCUGUGUCGGGCUCCAGUGCCGCUGCCGUACCGGGUGGUCCGAUCGACAAGCUGAAUACCAUCUCAACUCACUUCAAGACUACGUUGCUGCCAUUGUGUGUCCAAUUUACCGCUAGCCCGCCAUCUGACCUCAAGAAGCGUGAGGAUGAGCACCGGAAGCUCGCAGAGACGAUCAUGCAGCAGGUCCUCCUCAAGCUAGACGAGGUGGACACAGGUGGCGAGGAAGAAGCAAGAUUUCGACGGAAGGAGUUGGUUAGACAGGUGCAGGAGGUUCUCAAGGGCCUUGACAGUAAACUUCACGGUUGA
Messenger RNA from Phaeoacremonium minimum UCRPA7, 1053 nucleotides. RefSeq names its product putative bag domain-containing protein. The record is from RefSeq and is a predicted model, not a curated record. Gene Ontology annotation, cellular component: cytosol; nucleus; membrane. Lineage: Eukaryota; Fungi; Ascomycota; Sordariomycetes; Togniniales; Togniniaceae. The coding region runs from base 1 to 1053 and encodes 350 amino acids. The transcript has a single exon. Gene Ontology annotation, molecular function: adenyl-nucleotide exchange factor activity; protein-folding chaperone binding. Gene Ontology annotation, biological process: protein stabilization.